Salvia miltiorrhiza (redroot sage) is the source of this 1836-nucleotide messenger RNA. RefSeq names its product U-box domain-containing protein 8-like. Lineage: Eukaryota; Viridiplantae; Streptophyta; Magnoliopsida; Lamiales; Lamiaceae. Gene Ontology annotation, molecular function: ubiquitin-protein transferase activity. Gene Ontology annotation, cellular component: nucleus; cytoplasm. The transcript has a single exon. Bases 449 to 1555 code for a protein of 368 amino acids. Gene Ontology annotation, biological process: protein ubiquitination. The record is from RefSeq and is a predicted model, not a curated record.
AAUUGAAUUCGUAGAUAGCUGUCCUGUCCAUAACUUUUAGUAGUAAUGUCUAUUGGAUCGUUUUGUAACAGUUUUUUUUUCUUUUUCUUUUUCCAAUUAAACAUCAAAUCAAGUAUGAAACAGCCUCAUAUAGGACGUAGCUAGUGCAGAUAUUAUGUGUAUAUUGGGGAAAAAACAAAAGAAAAGAAUAUACAAGAAUUUAAUUAAAAAAAUUAGGGGCAGUAGCGUAAUUGACGUAGUGAGUGGAGAGAGAGAGAGCAGUGUCACAAGGGGAGCUCCACCACCUCACACAUAGUAUUAAUCUCCUCUCCUCACAAAUUCACAACUCAACACUCUUUUCUCCGAGCACACGUAAACCUCAUAAACCUCUCUCUCUUUCUCUUUCUCUUUCUGUUUCUCUCUCCCUAAAUUUCAACUGACACAACCAGAAAAUUGAAGAAAAAGAAGAAUGGCCGUUGAGUUACCGGACGAUUUCAAAUGCCCCAUUUCUUUAGAGAUAAUGUCUGACCCCGUCAUCCUCUCCUCCGGCCACACCUUCGAUCGCGCCUCCAUUCAGCAGUGGCUCGACGCUGGGCACCGCUCCUGUCCAAUUACGAAACUGCCCCUGCCGGAACCCCCUUCCCUCAUUCCCAACCACGCCCUCCGCAGCCUCAUUUCUAAUUACACCCUCCUCUCCUUGCCUAAACCCCACCACCCCCACCCACCCAAUCCGCAAGCCCUAAUCCAGCUUUUGAUUUCUCCCUCGUCCCAGCUGGAGGAUAAGCUCAAUUCGCUCGACCAACUCAGCCGCCUCUGCAAGCGCGAUUCCGCGAUUCGCCGCCGCCUAGCCGAGUCGGGGGCCGUGUCGGCGGUUUUGAACUGUAUCGACUCGGGCGAGCCGGGCCUCCAGGAGAAGGCCCUUCAUUUUGUUCUGAAUUUGAGCCUGGAUGACGACAGCAAGGUAGGGCUGGUGGCCGAGGGAAUUGUGGGCAAGGUCGUCUACGCGCUUCAUUGCGGCGUUGGGGACUCACGCGCUGUGGCCGCCACCGUGUUGACCAGCCUCGCCGUUCUGGAAGUCAACAAGGUCACAAUCGGGUCCUACCCGGAUGCGAUUCCGGGUUUGGUAUCCCUCCUACAGAUGGGCACUUCAAGAGAGAGAAAGGAAGCGGCCACCGCAUUGUUCACGCUUUGUUCCUUCUCCGAAAAUCGGGUUCGAGCAAUUCAGUGUGGGGCGGUGCCAAUUUUAAUCCAAAAUGCCGAUUCGGGCCUCGAGCGGGCCGUGGAGGUCUUGGGCCUGCUCGCAAAAUGUAAACUUGCGCGAGAUGAAAUGUUGAGGUUUUGUGGGUUUUUGGAUAUUUUGAUAGGGAUUGUGAGCAACGGGAGUUCGAGGGGCGUGCAGUAUGCGCUGCUAACAUUGAGUUCCCUCUGUUGUUAUAGUGAAAAAAUGGGUUUAGAAGCUUUGAGAGAAGGGCUGUUUGAGACCUGUGUAGGGUUGUUGGAGGACGACAAUGAGAAGGUCAGGCGGAACGCCAAGAUGUUGAUUCAGAUAUUGCAAGGGAAGAGGAGAAAUGUAUGAUCUUGAAGAUGGAUUUAAUUCAAAAAAUUGAUCUUCAAGGUGAGUAGCAAGUUUUUGUAAUUUUAACCGUUGUUUGUAUAAAGAAUGACGUACCGAGGAAUCUGGUUCUUUAUUGUACACUUUCAAAUAAUCAGACGAUACAUAUGGCGUCUCCUGUUGUUGAUGCUCUCUCAAAAUACUAGAUACUCAAAGUUCAAAAUUUGCCAAUCAUCCAAAUACUAUCUCAGAUGACCUUGUUGAGUUUGAAUUUUAGUCUCCAACUCUGGUUGGUUUUGAAGCUA